This is a messenger RNA of Corticium candelabrum, 636 nucleotides long. RefSeq lists its product as uncharacterized. Bases 41 to 442 code for a protein of 133 amino acids. The transcript has 3 exons. NCBI's taxonomy places the organism in Eukaryota, Metazoa, Porifera, Homoscleromorpha, Homosclerophorida, Plakinidae. The record is from RefSeq and is a predicted model, not a curated record. Gene Ontology annotation, cellular component: membrane.
GUGACCUGACAGCAACAGUUUGCGCCUGUGCAUUCUGACGAUGGCGUCGGGCUCGACAGCUCUGUUGAGCAACGAGUCAGGUGAGAGUGACGACGAAUUUGUAGAGAGCAACGAGCGCGGAAGCAACCGUUUAGGACAGAAUGUCGAGAAUGGCGCCAUGCAAUCGACGGAACAUGCAAUGAAACAAUUCAGUACAGAAGACGUUGAAGAGCCAACAUCUCAGGACUAUUUCUUCUUGUCGCUAUUCACGACGAUUUUCUGUUGCCUACCUUUGGGUAUCAUCGCCUUGAUAUUUUCAAUGAAGGCGGGCCGUCUGUUUCGGGCAGAAGAUGAAUACGGUGGACGACAACUUGCCAUUGUAUCAAUGGCAAUCAAUACCAUCGCUGUUGUGUGUGGAAUUGUCAUCAUUGGUGUCUUGCUGAUUUAUUUCGUUUUGACCUAAUCAAUACUGAUGGAUAUAGUAGCCAUACUCUCAGACAGUUGUAUAGCAAAUUUGCAUUUGCUCUUAGAUUAUUACAGGACUCAUUGAUUGAUAGCAAUCAGACACAGACAGUGCUGUGUUUCUAGUGUAUUCCUCAACAGUUUGUAUUAUGCUUCGUCUCAUUAAUUACAACCUGUUCGUUUGUGAAAACUAAA